Ascochyta rabiei is the source of this 1203-nucleotide messenger RNA. RefSeq lists its product as uncharacterized. Bases 1 to 1203 code for a protein of 400 amino acids. Gene Ontology annotation, molecular function: zinc ion binding; ubiquitin conjugating enzyme binding; ubiquitin protein ligase activity. Gene Ontology annotation, cellular component: ubiquitin ligase complex; cytoplasm. NCBI's taxonomy places the organism in Eukaryota, Fungi, Ascomycota, Dothideomycetes, Pleosporales, Didymellaceae. The record is from RefSeq and is a predicted model, not a curated record. The transcript is spliced from 3 exons. Gene Ontology annotation, biological process: ubiquitin-dependent protein catabolic process; positive regulation of proteasomal ubiquitin-dependent protein catabolic process; protein polyubiquitination.
AUGGCGCCCUCCACUCGUCUGAGUUCACGACCUGAGCGCCGUGUGGCUAAUCAUGGUAAGGCAUCUUCUAGCCGAGUUGGCUCAUCUCGCAAUCCCAUUCUCGUCGAAGAAACAGCACCGCCACGAAAAAGGAUAGGCAUGAUGCCGAGGCGUAGGAUCGAGAGCGCUCCCAAGCAGGCCCGCGACGCAAGAGGGCGCUUCGUCAAGUCCAAGAACACAGCGGAGCCGAAGCCAGACCGCAAGAAAGUUGUCAAGGUUACAGCAGAGCCAAAGCCUAAGAAGAAGGCGCGAUCUGAGAAGACGGAGUGUCUCAUCUGUGCCACGACCAAGGACACGACGCGCAGCUUCAGAGCCUCCAAGAGCAGGAAGAUUUGCGAGCACUUCGAGAACGUGUGCAAUUCGUGUGUUCAGAAGCAGAUCAAGACCAAGAUCACGGCUCGCCAGCUUACUGAUGCACAUCUACCUUGCAUGUUUCCGGGGUGUACGGCAGUGCUCGACCACGCAGCACUAAAGAAGGUCAUGACAACAGCUCUCUUUGAGACCUGGGAUGCAGCAGUUACCAAGCACCUCCUCGCCGCCGACCCAUCGUACAUCGCCUGCCUCAACCCAAAGUGCGGCGUCUACUUCUCCAUCGAAAACUGCGGCAGCAAACGCCAGAUCUCCAGCACCAAGCCCAAGCCCAAGUCCAAGUCCAAGUCCAACGCCAAGCAGAAGCAGAAGCAAGAAGACACUGACAAAACAGCCUGCCCACACUGCGACCACGCAGCCUGUCUAUCCUGCAACCGCCCAUGGCACUCUGGCUCCUGCGACAGCGCCAAGAAGCGUGAAGACAAGCAGUCGGAGAACGCAAUCAAGAAGCUAGGCGCAAAGCCAUGUCCCAAGUGCGGCGUCAACAUCGAAAAGCAGGGCGGCUGCGACCACAUGAACUGCCGACGCUGCCGCCACAACUUCUGCUGGGAGUGUCUCGGCCACUUCACCGGCAACGCCAACCACCACUUGCCGACAUGUUCGCACCGCCGUCCCAUGAUCGCAGAGGACAUUGGCAACUUCAUCGGCGACGGCAUGACCACGGCCCAGAUCAACCAGGCGAUUGUGCACGCCCGCAGGGAGCUGCUGGCUGGUCGUGUCCCGCAGCCGACCGUACGGCUAGCGCCGGGCGUGCAGCUGGUGAACGGGGUAGCGGUUGCGCCACCGCCCACGUAG